AUGGUGUUGCUGCUCUGCUUGUGCCAUUGGACGGGGUCGCUGCUCCUGCGCGACGUUGCUCGCCUGAAUGAGUCUUUUUAUUCUGUGCGUUUCGAGCUGGAUGGACUUGCUGACGAUGACGCUGUGACUUUGAUGCAGAGCAUGCCGAUCACGGACUCGCGCAACACACCACGGGCAAUAAUUACUUUUCACAUGUCGAGAGAGACUUACACGACCUCAAAAUCAAUCGCGACUCCAGAUCUAUACCAACGCGACAAUACCCAAUGGGCCGGAGUCCAGUGUGGGAAUUUGUGGAGGAAAUGGCCUCUUUCGGGCUCUUGGAGCUCGAACACCGACAUGCCCACGCCCACGGCUCCAUCGGAGUGCAUUGCCUACGUCAAGACCACCGGGGUCAGCGCGACAUCGGAGGAGGCCCCUCGUCGUUUAUUAGCAAAAGAAGGCCAUUUAUUGGCUUGCAUAAAGAAAAGCACCAUGUUCUCCAUGUGCGGUUGA
Molecule: messenger RNA, 492 nt
Organism: Emericellopsis atlantica
Lineage: Eukaryota; Fungi; Ascomycota; Sordariomycetes; Hypocreales; Bionectriaceae
Exons: 1
Coding region: 1-492 (163 amino acids)
Source: RefSeq, a predicted model, not a curated record